AUGAUGAACCGUUUCACCUCCAGAAUUAGUAGAUUACAGCUGGGCCGUGUUGCUAAGAGGUUAAAGAGUACAGAAGCUUCGCAAGAUGAAAUUCAUCAUUUCCAAGAAUUGGCACCUACUUGGUGGGAUCCCCAUGGACCUCAACGUAUAUUACAUCUUAUGAAUAAUGCUAGACUGGAUUUCAUUCAACGUACACUGCGCAGCUGUGUUAAGGUUGAUAAUCCUGAUAUCUUCAUUCCGGGAUUCGACCACACCAGCUUUUUGCCCAGAUAUGUUUCUAACAACAUAGAAAGAGAAUUGACAGAGGAGAUUAAUGACCAAUUGGUCCAUAAGCAAUAUUCAGUUCUGGAUAUUGGAUGUGGUGGAGGCAUAUUGGGAGAAUCAAUGGCACGUCUCCCAUUUGUGAAAAGGGUCACAGGUAUUGAUUUGACUCCUGAAGUGAUCGAAGUGGCUAAACAGCACUCUUUACAGGAUCCUGCUAUUUUGGAUAAACUGGAUUACAAGCUAAUGCCUUUAGAAAAGGUCCAGGAGAAAUUUGAUAUUGUUACCUGCUUUGAAAUGCUAGAACAUGUAGAUUAUCCAUCCGAAAUAUUAAAACAUGCAUGGAAUAGACUACAUCAAGGAGGCAUAUUAUAUCUAAGCACUAUUAACAGAGAUCCUAUUUCUUGGUUCACUACUAUAUUUAUGGGAGAAGACGUACUAAAGAUUGUUCCAAAGGGUACACACCACUUAAACAAGUAUAUUAACUCCAGAGAAGUGAAGAACUGGUUUAAGAAAAAUCAUGCACAUAGACACGAAAUUCUGGAUUGUAAGGGUACCAUGUAUCUACCACUAAAAGGUUGGGUGGAACACGAUUGUCAAGAUAUUGGAAACUACUUUAUGGCAAUAAGGAAACUAUAA
Nakaseomyces glabratus is the source of this 900-nucleotide messenger RNA. It is a transcript of the gene COQ3, whose product is annotated as hexaprenyldihydroxybenzoate methyltransferase. Gene Ontology annotation, molecular function: 2-methoxy-6-polyprenyl-1,4-benzoquinol methyltransferase activity. NCBI's taxonomy places the organism in Eukaryota, Fungi, Ascomycota, Saccharomycetes, Saccharomycetales, Saccharomycetaceae. Gene Ontology annotation, biological process: ubiquinone biosynthetic process. Gene Ontology annotation, cellular component: mitochondrion. The record is from RefSeq and is a predicted model, not a curated record.